CCCGGCCCGCAGGGUGCUCGCGGCCAGCCCGGAGUGAUGGGUUUCCCCGGUCCCAAAGGUGCUAACGGCGAGCCUGGAAAAGCCGGUGAGAAAGGACUCCCCGGUGCCCCGGGGCUGCGGGGUCUCCCUGGCAAGGACGGUGAGACGGGAGCUGCUGGCCCCCCGGGACCUGCCGGCGAACCUGGGAAACAAGGAGCACCCGGCUCUGCGGGCGACCGCGGCCCCCCCGGUCCCGUGGGUCCCCCCGGUCUGACGGGUCCCGCCGGCGAACCUGGGCGCGAGGGUGCAACCGGACCGGCCGGCCCCAAUGGCGCCCAGGGUCCCCCGGGACUGCAGGGAAUGCCCGGUGAGAGAGGAGCAGCCGGCAUCGCCGGUCCCAAGGGAGACAGGGGAGACGUCGGAGAGAAGGGCCCUGAGGGAGCCCCCGGAAAGGACGGCGCACGCGGUCUGACGGGUCCCAUCGGUCCCCCCGGCCCUGCUGGCCCCAACGGCGAGAAGGGUGCACAAGGUCCCAUGGGUCCCUCCGGUCCUGCUGGCGCUCGAGGCAUGCCGGGUCCCCAAGGGCCUCGCGGUGACAAGGGUGAGACGGGAGAGGCUGGAGAGAGAGGGCUGAAAGGCCACCGUGGCUUCACCGGUCUGCAGGGUCUUCCCGGACCACCCGGUCCUUCUGGAGACCAAGGUGCUGCUGGUCCCGCGGGUCCCUCCGGUCCCAGGGGUCCCCCCGGCCCCGUCGGCCCCUCUGGCAAAGAUGGCUCCAACGGCAUGCCCGGCCCCAUCGGUCCUCCCGGCCCCCGUGGACGAAGCGGCGAACCAGGUCCUGCGGGUCCUCCCGGCAACCCAGGUCCCCCCGGUCCUCCCGGGCCCCCGGGCACCGGCAUCGACAUGUCGGCUUUCGCUGGCCUGGGUCAGGUGGAGAAGGGCCCCGACCCCAUCCGCUACAUGCGGGCGGACGAGGCCGCCGGCAGCCUGGGGAACACCACGGCGGUGGACGCCACGCUCAAGUCCCUCAACAACCAGAUCGAGAGCAUCCGCAGCCCUGAGGGCUCCAAGAAGAACCCGGCCAGGACCUGCCGCGACAUCAAGCUUUGCCAUCCCGAGUGGAAGAGCGGAGACUACUGGAUUGACCCGAACCAGGGCUGCACCUUGGACGCCAUCAAAGUUUUCUGCAACAUGGAGACGGGCGAGACCUGCGUCUACCCCAACCCCAGCAGCAUCCCCAAGAAGAACUGGUGGACCAGCAAGACCAAAGACAAGAAGCACGUCUGGUUCGCAGAGACCAUUACCGGCGGUUUCCACUUUAGCUACGGCGAUGAAGACCUGGCUCCCAACACCGCCAACAUCCAGAUGACCUUCCUCCGCCUCCUGUCCACCGAAGGCUCCCAGAACGUCACUUACCACUGCAAGAACAGCAUCGCCUACAUGGACGAGGAGACGGGCAACCUGAAGAAAGCCAUCCUCAUCCAGGGCUCCAACGACGUGGAGAUCAGGGCCGAGGGCAACAGCAGGUUCACCUACAGCGUCUUGGAGGACGGUUGCACGAAACACACUGGCAAAUGGGGCAAGACGGUCAUCGAGUACCGAUCGCAGAAGACCUCGCGCCUGCCCAUUGUAGAUAUUGCACCUAUGGACAUUGGUGGAGCCGAUCAGGAGUUUGGCGUGGAUAUUGGCCCCGUCUGCUUCUUGUAA
Aptenodytes forsteri (emperor penguin) is the source of this 1686-nucleotide messenger RNA. RefSeq names its product collagen alpha-1(II) chain. The record is from RefSeq and is a predicted model, not a curated record. Gene Ontology annotation, cellular component: collagen type II trimer. NCBI's taxonomy places the organism in Eukaryota, Metazoa, Chordata, Aves, Sphenisciformes, Spheniscidae. Gene Ontology annotation, molecular function: extracellular matrix structural constituent.